CGGUAUGAUCUGGGUGGUGGGCGUGAUAGCGACGGCCACGGCUAUCAGCGCCCACUCGGUGCUCGGGCUGUGGACAUUCUCCUCGGACAUGGUCUACGUGCUCCUCUUCCCGCAGUUCGUCGCGCUAUUCUACCUGAGGAAGCGGAGCAAUGCCUACGGCGCUGUCUUCGGAUUACAUGUGGACCUUCUACUUCGUCUGUGUGUUCGUCCUUUGUGUUCGAUGCUGUGAAAGUGAUUGCAUCUGUAAGUGUCCUUUUUGUUAUGUUGUUAGAAUUGAGCACUGUGACUGAGGUGUGACACCAUGCUCGUUUGACUGUUAAGUCGUGCAACCUAUGAUAACUUGCAGAUAAAUAAUUUAUUACCAAUGGCUCUACCCUGGGUGUCGUGGUAGGGUUCAGUUUACCCACGCACUUCUCAACAGUGUAGUUAUUUAGAGCGGCCUUAGCUGACACACUUGUACUUCCACUGUAGCAUGCUUA
Messenger RNA from Rhipicephalus sanguineus (brown dog tick), 479 nucleotides. Its product is annotated as high-affinity choline transporter 1-like. Gene Ontology annotation, cellular component: plasma membrane. Gene Ontology annotation, molecular function: choline:sodium symporter activity. The coding region runs from base 5 to 229 and encodes 74 amino acids. The record is from RefSeq and is a predicted model, not a curated record. Gene Ontology annotation, biological process: choline transport; acetylcholine biosynthetic process. The transcript has 2 exons. Lineage: Eukaryota; Metazoa; Arthropoda; Arachnida; Ixodida; Ixodidae.